Anoplophora glabripennis (Asian longhorned beetle) is the source of this 1260-nucleotide messenger RNA. RefSeq names its product aquaporin-like. The coding region runs from base 105 to 977 and encodes 290 amino acids. Gene Ontology annotation, cellular component: plasma membrane. The record is from RefSeq and is a predicted model, not a curated record. The transcript is spliced from 7 exons. Lineage: Eukaryota; Metazoa; Arthropoda; Insecta; Coleoptera; Cerambycidae. Gene Ontology annotation, molecular function: water channel activity. Gene Ontology annotation, biological process: transmembrane transport.
AGCAUUACGUUUUCCCAUUCGCGUUGUGACUGUAUGUACCGUGAAUACAAGAAACUGAUUUUGAUUGUGUGUCCUUCUACGAGCGUAAUUGCAACAGCUUUGGCAUGCUGGAUAAUUCUAUUAAGACUAUUUCAAAUGGAGUCGUGCUACGAGCAUUUACGCUACAAAAAGAAGUUGAAGAAGUGGUAGAUUCAAAUAGCAUAAAAAUGAAGACAACAGGAAAAAGACACAGAAAUGGACCGAAAUAUUUUACCAUGUUUAUGUCAGAACUAAUCGCAACUGGCACCUUAAUGUUUUUGGGUUGUAUGGGAUGUGUUCCGGAAGUUGAUAAUCCACCAGCAGUGCAUCACAUGUCAUCUUUAUCUUUUGGUCUUGUGGUACUACUUAUAAUACAGGGAUUUGGUCAUAUUUCAGGGGCGCAUCUGAAUCCAGCUGUAACAAUAUGUGCUUUGUUAACUAAUAUUGUAACUCCAAUAAUGGCUGUGGUUUAUAUUAUUGCUCAGUUUAUAGGGGCGAUAUUAGGAUUCGCAUUACUUAAGAUUUUAAUUCCAAAAGAUUAUUCCAAACCAGGCUUCUGUAUGACACUACCUAAUACAUUAUUAACAACCCUUCAAGCGCUGGCUAUUGAAACCAUUAUAACCACUAUAUUGAUAAUAAUCAUUUGCGCAGUUUGGGAUAAGAGAAAUGCAGAUAAAUCUGAUUCUGUCCCUUUGAGGUUCGGAUUUGUACUUGUUGCAAUAUCGAUGGUUGCCGGUCCAUUUACAGGAGCUAGUAUGAAUACUGUCAGAACAUUUGCUCCGGCCGUAUUAGAAGGAAAUUUUCAAGACCAGUGGAUUUACUGGGUUGCUCCAAAUAUUGGAGCUGUAUUAGGCACCGGAUUGUAUAAGUACCUCUUUAGCGAGAAAGAAGAAGAAAGCACCGCAGAAGAAAAUAUUCAAUUUGAAGAUGACAUCCAAAAUAAUCCAGAAAAAAUUUAAUCCUUAUAGACGAAAUAUGACAAUAGUGAUUAAUUGUGUAAUAAAGUUCAGGGGAAAUUACCACAUAGCUAAAUCGUUUUCUAUAUUCUAUUAUAUUUAAUUGUUUUCAUAUAGAAAUAGCGGAAAUGAUUUAUUUAUUUUUGUGUUCGUUAAUUCCAAAAUAUCACAUAAUUAUAAAAAUUGUUGACUAGCAAUUCAUUUUACCCCUUCAAAUUCUUAAAAAUGUGCAAUUAUAUUUUUCUGAUUUCAGUUUCUUUAUUUUUAUUAUUAUUAUUAUUUAAGG